Macrobrachium nipponense is the source of this 513-nucleotide messenger RNA. Its product is annotated as antho-RFamide neuropeptides-like. NCBI's taxonomy places the organism in Eukaryota, Metazoa, Arthropoda, Malacostraca, Decapoda, Palaemonidae. The record is from RefSeq and is a predicted model, not a curated record. The transcript has a single exon. Bases 1 to 513 code for a protein of 170 amino acids.
AUGCAAGAGGAUGCUGGGAGAUACAAGAGGAUGCUGGAAGAUACAAGAGGAUGCUGGGAGAUACAAGAGGAAGCUAGGGGAUACAAGAGGUACAAGAGGAAGCUGGAAGAUACAAGAGAAUGCUGGGAGAUACAAGAGGAUGCUGGAAGAUACAAGAGAAUGGCUGGAGAUAUAAAGAGAAGCGGGAAAGAUACCAAAAGAGGAUUGCUGGGAGAUAAAAGAGAUACAAGAGGUAACAUCUAUCAGAGGAUGCUGGGAGAUCAGAAACAAAAAGGAAGCUUGGGAAGAUACAAAGAUGAAUGCUGGGGAGAUAACAAAGGAAGCUGGAAGAUACAAGAGGAUGCUGGGAGAUACAAGAGGAUGCUGGGAGAUACAAGAGGAAGCUGGAAGAUACAAGAGGAUGCUGGGAGAUACAAGAGAUACAAGAGGAAGCUGGAAGAUACAAGAGAUACAAGAGGAAGCUGGAAGAUACAAGAGGAUGCUAAGAGAUACAAGAGGAAGCUGGGAGAUUAG